Messenger RNA from Diuraphis noxia (Russian wheat aphid), 878 nucleotides. RefSeq lists its product as uncharacterized. The record is from RefSeq and is a predicted model, not a curated record. Lineage: Eukaryota; Metazoa; Arthropoda; Insecta; Hemiptera; Aphididae.
UUGAAGAUUMUAUUCAUAUUUUAAUUGAAAUCGUCCCUGAGUAUACAAAAAACAUAAUGCAAAUUUACCAGCAACCAAGAAAACGACAAAUUUACAAGCCACUCUCCAAGAUAUGUCCCACUCCGGCUGUGGAUGGUUGGGGAAGAUCUACAUACAGGCAAUCGUUCAAGCAGCCCGAACCACAACUCAAGAAUUGCAAGCGCACCGCGGUACCGACGGAGGGCAUUUGGCCCAGGCAUGACGGUCGCAGCGAACAACUCGACCGGCUGACCGUGCACCGGGCCAGUUUUCGCGAGUGGCCGGACGUGGACCGGACUCUUCCCGCGGUGAUCUGCGAUCAUGAACUCGUUGGCGGCACGCACGAACAAAUGCAAAACGUGACGUCACAGCGACAUGACUUUGUCACCAAGUGCCUGUCUGAGGCCGAUCGCCAGCCGGCCGCUGGACCACGGGAGACCAUAGGCACCUAUUGCGGCACCGGAACGUGCUGCACCAUGACGAGCAACACCACCACGGGCGACGCAUUCAUGACCCCGUGGAGUGACGGACGACGGCCCCUGGCGCGCCCGUCCACAGCCGUCUGGUCGCAGGGCCCGAACYUGCAGAUGGCCAAAGAGACGGAGACCAGCUCAAGCUACCAGAAKUGGAGCCCAAUGGCGUUGUACCGGCCACGGUCGCUGCCCCCGUACUGCCGAUCGGAGGAGCCCGUCAACGGCCGCACCGUGUACACAAUCAGUUACCGCCCACCCGGUACGUUCCGCGACCCGUUGCCAGGCGAACAACCCCCGACCGACGGUUACGGAAACGACGAUAAGUCCGCCAACGAUCCUAAAACCUGCAAAACUUUUUACCCCCGAGCGCAUGAUUACAAUUUGUAA